GCACACGCCAAACUGACUGAUAUUCAUUGAUAUUGAUUGAAAACACCAGAGGGUUGUCAUUGUCACCCAGUCGACCACUCUCCCUCUCACACACACUCACUCUCUCUUUCGCUCUCUUGACAGACCUCAUACCAUUACACACCCACACAGACCUCUCAGCAGAGUGUUCCUCAUCUCUCCCAUCCCAUCCAGCGAUUUUCUAUCUAGCCGCGUCCCCUCCCCCCUCUCCCCCCUCUGAACCCCGCCGCAGCAGCGCCCCUCUGCCGCAUGGCCUGUGCCCUCCUCUGUGCGCCCAGUCCGAGUGCCCUGCCCCUGCCCUUGGGACCCACAAACUUGAACAUGGGUGCGUGCCGCAGCAUGUCGGGCAGAAUCAGGAAACGGAUCUGGCUGCCGCGGAUGUACAGUUGCUGCACACAGACAGGGUCACACGGACACACAAACAAGGGGAGAGGGAGAGAGAGAGAGAUGCGCAUGAGGGUGGGUGCGUUCAUCCUGUCGUGUGUGUGUGUGUACCUCGAGUUGUGACGUCUUGCCGUCCUUGGCGGUGACUGUGAUGGACUCGAGCAUGAUGUUCAUGUUGUCCUCGGCAUUUUGCUGCACAUAGACACAACACACCCAGAGAGAGCACAUGCAUUCUGCUUGAUCUGACUCUCAGCGUCUGUCGUCCGUGUGUGUGCGCAUCUGUGUGUUGCCUAGGAAGGACAUCGUGCAUGGCCUGAUCUCCCACCAGAAUGCCUCUGAAGAGCUCUCCCGAUUUGGUCUCCACUGUCACGGUGUGUCCGAGCCCUUCGUACAGCACCUUGAUGGGAAUGCCGACCUGCGCCAUCCUUCAACGAACCGCUGCGCACCUCAGAAUCCCU
This is a messenger RNA of Vitrella brassicaformis, 860 nucleotides long. Lineage: Eukaryota; Vitrellaceae. The record is from the annotation of a GenBank genome assembly.